Messenger RNA from Colletotrichum lupini, 429 nucleotides. RefSeq lists its product as uncharacterized. Lineage: Eukaryota; Fungi; Ascomycota; Sordariomycetes; Glomerellales; Glomerellaceae. The transcript has 2 exons. The record is from RefSeq and is a predicted model, not a curated record. The coding region runs from base 1 to 429 and encodes 142 amino acids.
AUGAGGGCAAGAAGGCGUGGUCUCCACGCGAUAUUCACGUUCGAUAGCCCGUCCUCGUCCACCUCGAGGCCUUCUAGAUCAGCGCCUCACUAUAUUCUUUGGAGUCUUGUAUCCCCACAUUCAUAUAUCGCCUCCUCGUGGCCUCCGGGGACGAAAUUCGCAACCCGGGAUCCGAACAGAGACAACGCCACGGGCUCGAUAGAACAUUCCAAAAGGGUUUCUGUUACAUUUCGAAAUCGCCCAGCUGAGGUCUUGAAAGGCAGCCAUGGCUUGGAGAGUCUCAUGCAAUGGCGUUGGCGAGCCACGCGAGUUGCGCGCUCAAGAUUCGGCCGCGGAGAAAUUGGCAAUAAAUUACGCCGUAUGACAGACGAGAGAGGCACACACAUAACACGCACACACUUAGGGAAUACACGCACACUUGGCGGAUGA